AUGAAUGAAGAUGUUGUAGGAGAUGAUGAAUAUCUAGAUGAAUUUUCUGUUGAUGAUAAUUCAAAUGAAUUUUUAAGUGAAAAUGGAAACAACAAAAAUGAUUCAAAAGAAGAAGAUGAAAAAAAAAAUAAGGAGACAUAUGAUAAUAAAAAUAUAACUUAUGAUAAUGAAUAUAAUGAAAUGUUAGUAGAAAAUAAAAUUUUUGAUAUAAAAGAAGAAGUUUUAAAUAUACAUAAAAAGAAUAUUUGUGGCAUAAAGUUAAUAAAAAAUGGUAAUACUUUAAUAAUUUCAGGAAAUGAUAAUAUUGUAAGAAUUUAUGAUUUUAAGAAUAUGAAUAAAUAUGAAAAAAACUACACUAAUUUUAUAAGUUUAUCUGAAGGUUCUAUUACACAAUCUCUUGAUGGAAAAAAUAAUUUCAUUUUAAUUGGAAAUGGUAAUAAAUGUUAUGUAUAUAAUAAGAAUGGUCAGUUAAUAAAAAAUACCAUUAGAGGAGAUAUGUAUAUUAAGGAUGCUAAUAACACAAAAGGACACACAAGACAAAUUAAUUGCUGUAAGUUUCAUCCAUUUGAUGAAAAUAUUUUUAUAAGUGGAAGUUUAGAUAGCACUUUGAGAAUAUGGAAUUUAAAAAAAAAUAUUUGUUACGGUUUAGAUAAUGAAUUGGUUCAUUAUCAAUGUUUAAAAAUUGUAAAUGAAAAAAAUAUUAUGAAUAAUAAUAUUUUAUGUUGUGAAUUUAAUAAAGAAGGAGAUACAAUUAUAGUAGGUUGUGAUAAUGGGCAAGUAGAAAUAAGAAAUAAAAUAUCUAACGACUACACUUUCAGUUAUAAAUCAAAUUAUACUAUAAAAAAAAAUAUCGCUCAUAAAAAUUCUAUAAUUGAUAUAUUAGCAUCAAAAAAAAAUAACAAUUUCUUUUUUACCAGAAGCUUAGAUAACACUAUCAAGUAUUGGGAUAUGAGAAAUUUAAAAGAAUCUCUUAAUACAAUUGAAGGUGUUGAAACCAUUAUUAAUAAGAGUAAUAUUUGCUUUUUUGAUAGCGAAAAAUACAUAAUUGUAGGAACUCAAGAAAAAAAGAUUAAGCAAGAUGAAAAAGAAAAUUACAAAAAUUUUGAAAAUCAAACAAAUGAAUAUAUAAAAAAUAGGUUAGAUUUGGAUGAAAAUAAAAUAAAUGAUUUUGUUAAUAAAAAAAAACUUAUAGAUAACUAUGUGAAGAUUUAUAAAGGUGAUGAUGAUAUGAAUAAAUAUUUAAAUGAAGUAGCUUCUAUAAAUAAGAUGGAAAAAGAUAUUCAUGGGAAGAUGAAAAUUUAUGACAUUAAUAACUUCAAUUUAGUUUAUACAAAAAAAUACGAAAAUGCAGGUAUUAUAUGUACAUAUUAUGAUCAAUGUUUAAAUCAUUUAUUUUUAGGAACAACUGAAGGAACAUGCUUAAUUUAUUAUGGAUCUAAUUCUAAGAAUGGUGUUUUAGAUUAUAUUAACAAAUCUAUGAAAAGAAAAGAAGAUAAUUCUUUUUAUAUGAAUAGUGAAAACAUUUAUAAUAUGGAUGAUCUACCUAAAGAAAUACAAAUUACUCAAUCGGGAAAUGUUUUAAUUAGAAAAAAUCAUAACAAAAAAGCCAAAAUUAAUCCAGAUUUAAAUAUGCUUAAUAAUAACGCAUACGAAAAAAAGAAACAUAUUGAUUCCUAUUCAAAUUUUAUUACAGAUGUAUACGAAAAUAAGAAAGAUAAGAAAAAUAAUAAUGAAGGAGAUGAAGAAGAAAAUAUUGUUAAUAUUCUAAGAAAAAGAGAAAUGAAUAAAAAAGGAGAGGAUUAUUUUUUAAAAGCAUACAAGUAUACUCAGCCGAAAAAUAUAAUUAAUUAUUCAUCUGAUGAAGAGCAAGAAUAUUCAAAAUUUUUGAAAAAACAAAAAUGCCCACAAUGUGGAAUAAAAAAUUGCGUAUGUGGUUAUAUGAAAAACAUAGAAAAAUAA
Plasmodium gallinaceum is the source of this 1959-nucleotide messenger RNA. RefSeq names its product WD-repeat protein, putative. Lineage: Eukaryota; Apicomplexa; Aconoidasida; Haemosporida; Plasmodiidae. Gene Ontology annotation, molecular function: protein binding. The record is from RefSeq and is a predicted model, not a curated record. The transcript has a single exon. Bases 1 to 1959 code for a protein of 652 amino acids. Gene Ontology annotation, biological process: regulation of DNA double-strand break processing. Gene Ontology annotation, cellular component: site of double-strand break; nucleus.